GCUAAGGGUGUGUUGAAUGAAAAGUGUUGUUCGAAAAAAAAAACAAAACAAAUUAAAGGGUCAACCCAGUACACUCCUCAAAACAUUAAACCCUGUUUUCCAAGAAUAGUUUGGGGGGUUUUGCGAGCUUGAAGAAAGCCUCCAAUCUGAAGCCAAGAGCUUCGCAAUCAAAACGAAUUAUGUCAUCAAUCAUAUUUCGAAGGUCAUACAGAACAUCAUCUUCCAUAUUGUCUCGUUACCAAUCUUUUUCCACGCUUUUCCAAUCUUCAUCCGAUCUCCAAUCCACCAAUAAACAACAGAAUCACGUUUCUGGGUUGGAAUCUUUAUCGAAGAAUGCAUCUGGGUUUGGUUCAGUUUUGAAUAAAAGAUUGAAUUUUUCAUGUGGGUCUUGCUUGAUCAAUACGCUGCCAUUUAGUAGUCAAGCAGCCGUAGCGACCUCUGAUGGGCUUACUGUAGAUGACAUUGUUGCUAAUCAAUGGGCGAUUCUUGAUGAGAGUGAGAGUGAUUGGAAGAGCCAUGCUUCUGCAGUUGCUCAAUCGAUUCGUUUGAUCAAGAAACGAUUGCAGUGGACACAGUUAAAAGUAAGAUUGGAGAUGCUAUCAUUUCAAAUGGAAAAGCCAGACCUUUGGGAUGAUCCUGUUCAUGCAGGGAGAAUAAGCCGUGAGCACGGUUCACUCAUGGGCAAAAUGAAGGAAGUUAACGGUCUUGAGCAAGAAUUAAUCGACCAUAUUGACAUGAUCAAGCUUGCUCAUGAAGAGAACGAUCCUGAUUUAGAAUCGGAAUCCGUAAAAGCAUUAUUAAGGAUGAGACAAAGCGUGAAAGAGAAGGAACUUGAAGCUUUGCUAGCCGGGGAGCAUGAUUCUUGCUCUUGUUACAUAGAGGUGCAAGCAGGGGCGGGUGGCACUGAGAGCAUGGACUGGGCAGGUAUGGUGAUGCAAAUGUAUAAAAUGUGGGCUCAACGCCAUGGAUAUGGAGUCACGGUUGUGGAUGAAAUGCGUGGUGAGAUUGCAGGAAUUAAGAGGGCAACACUUAAAGUAGACGGUGAAUAUGCAUACGGAUAUGCAAAAGCAGAAGUAGGGGCCCACCGCCUGGUUCGUAUAUCACCUUUUGAUAGUGCCAAGCGCCGCCACACUUCGUUUGCCGCCGUUGCCGUAACACCCAUUUUAGGUGAUGCGUCUCACCAUGUUCAAAUCAAUGAAGCGGAUCUGAGAAUUGAAAGAUACCGUUCAGGAGGAGCCGGUGGUCAGCAUGCUAAUGUUACAGAUAGUGCUGUAAGGAUAACUCACAUACCUACUGGAAUCACCGCUUCAUGCCAAAAUGAAAGGUCGCAACACCAGAACAAGGCAUCUGCAAUGGCAGUACUACAAUCACGGUUGGAUCAACAGGAGAUGGCUCGCCAGGCUCAGAUGAAUGCACAAUAUACACAGAGUCUAACAGACAAUAGUUGGGGCAAUCAAAUACGGUCGUAUGUACUUCAUCCUUAUCGAAUGGUAAAGGAUUUACGGACCAAUUAUGAGGUUUCGGACCCUGAUUCAGUACUUGAAGGUGAAAUCGAUGACUUCAUAUUGAGCUUUCUUACCGACUCCAUGGAUAAAGAAAAUGACGAGGCAUAAGAAACAUGUUCAACUUUAGUAGGUUUGCGGGUGUCAAAUUCUUAUCUGUUAGCUUAACUGCAGUCGCGGGUCGUUGACCAAGUGAUCUUUUGAAGCAGUAUCACGUUCAGUUGCUACUCAUUGACACACUUAGAAAUUGGGUUGACCUUUGGGUAUUAAAUAUUUUUUAUUAGUUGUAUAAGAUUCUAGAAUAAUGUCAAAUUAUCUCAAAUGAUAUUUCACAGAAUCAUGUGGAUGGUGUGUAUUUAUUAGAAAUAGUUCUUUCAUGUUAUGGAAAAUUCUUUUGUAAUUUUUACUUUUUUAGGCAGACUUGGAUGAUUUUAUAACAUAUUUUUAGCGAUUA
This is a messenger RNA of Helianthus annuus (common sunflower), 1956 nucleotides long. RefSeq names its product peptide chain release factor PrfB2, chloroplastic. Gene Ontology annotation, molecular function: translation release factor activity, codon specific. Bases 180 to 1613 code for a protein of 477 amino acids. The record is from RefSeq and is a predicted model, not a curated record. Gene Ontology annotation, cellular component: cytoplasm. The transcript has 7 exons. NCBI's taxonomy places the organism in Eukaryota, Viridiplantae, Streptophyta, Magnoliopsida, Asterales, Asteraceae. Gene Ontology annotation, biological process: translational termination.